UUAAGUGGGGCGUUGGGCUUUAUUUUUCUGGGUUUCUCCGCAAAAAACCAGCAUUUUCCCUUAGCCUACAUAAUGUUCUCCAAAUCAGCUUCUGUCUUCUUGCGGUCUUCUGCGGCAGGUUUGUCGACAUUUUUGUAUAGGUUACAUGAUGUGUUGCUAGACUGACCCCGUUUUCUGUUGCAUUUAGCCGCUCGUCGUUCCUUUGCCAGCGGUUAUGAAUCGACUGCCAAGAACUUGAUGAUCAACAAGAACACCAAGGUCAUCUGCCAGGGCUUCACCGGUAAGCAGGGUACUUUCCACUCCCAGCAAGCCAUUGAAUACGGCACCAACAUGGUCGGUGGUGUUUCUCCCAAGAAGGCUGGUCAGACCCACUUGGGUCUUCCUGUCUUUGGCUCCGUUCGCGAGGCCAUGCAAGAGACCAAGGCAGAUGCCAGUGUUAUCUACGUUCCUCCUCCUGGCGCCGCUGCUGCCAUCUUGGACGCCAUUGAGAACGAAGUGCCUCUUAUUGUUGCCAUCACUGAAGGUAUUCCCCAGCACGAUAUGGUCAAGGUCAAGCAGGCUUUGAUGACUCAGGACAAAUCCCGUCUUGUCGGUCCCAACUGCCCCGGUAUGAUUUCCGCCGAACAGUGCAAGAUCGGUAUCAUGCCUGGCCACAUUCUCAAGCGCGGUAAGGUCGGUAUUGUAUCCCGUUCCGGUACCUUGACCUAUGAAGCUGUCAACCAGACCACCGAAACUGGUUUGGGUCAAACCCUCUGCGUCGGUAUUGGUGGUGAUCCCUUGAACGGUACCAACUUCAUUGACUGUCUUCGCGUCUUCUUGGAUGAUCCCGAAACCGAAGGUAUCAUCAUGAUUGGUGAAAUCGGUGGUACUGCCGAAGAAGAGGCUGCUGACUUCUUGACCCAAUACAACUUGACUCGCGAAAACCCCAAGCCUGUCGUUUCCUUCAUUGCUGGUUUGACUGCUCCUCCUGGCCGUAGAAUGGGGUGGUGCACAGGACAAGAUCAAGGCUUUGGAACGAGCCGGUGUUAUCGUCACACCUUCUCCUGCCAAGUUGGGUGUUGAGCUUAAGAAGGCUAUGGAAGCUGCUGGUUUGG
Radiomyces spectabilis is the source of this 1094-nucleotide messenger RNA. Its product is annotated as succinyl-CoA ligase subunit alpha mitochondrial precursor. Gene Ontology annotation, molecular function: succinate-CoA ligase (GDP-forming) activity; succinate-CoA ligase (ADP-forming) activity. Bases 238 to 1062 code for a protein of 274 amino acids. Lineage: Eukaryota; Fungi; Mucoromycota; Mucoromycetes; Mucorales; Radiomycetaceae. Gene Ontology annotation, cellular component: succinate-CoA ligase complex (ADP-forming); mitochondrion. The transcript is spliced from 6 exons. The record is from RefSeq and is a predicted model, not a curated record. Gene Ontology annotation, biological process: tricarboxylic acid cycle.